AUGGAGCCUACUAGUAAUCAUCCGUUAAUCGCUGCUUGGACAUCCACCCCGAUCCCGAACCUCUCACUCUCUGCUGGUGGUCUACUUGCGCUCGCGGAUCUAAACACUAUUGCCCAGCGCACGGCGAUUGCUGGCGGUUCAUCAUGGCUAGAUGCCUUUGUGCUCGCGCCGGGUCUGCACUACCAGCAGGCGGCGGACUUGCUAACGCCUGAAUAUGGAUCCGGGAAGCUGGUGCUGUCGACGCUGGACGGCGGGGCGAGGCAGUUUGUCGUGAGCAAUGUCGCCAUGGUGAAGUAUUUACGUAGUUUAUGGGAGAGGGAAGGGAAAUACGGGGUCGUGACGCUGGAUGAUUCGCGGAGGAGGAGUCAGAGAAGAUGGCAGAGGGAUUUGAGGAGGCAGCUUGAGGCGGAGCAUAAGAGUCAUGUCAGGGAGGUUCUUGAGAUGGACUGGGUGAGCCACGCGCUGUAUCUGCUGAGUCCGCUGCUCACGGUGACGGCGAUUGUGUUUAUGGUGUUGUUGCAGGAUUGGUGGGGGUUGGGAUUCUUGAUUGCACUCAUGGUGUCGCGGUUGGCGAAUAUUUGGGCCAUCAAGGAGCGUGCGAGGCCUGGGGGUUCGCCGCCGCCGCCGUUGCCUCCCUUGGAUGAUGACGAGAAGCCCAAAUCACCACCUCCUCCUCCUUCGACUCCUCCUCCUGCGCACGGGACGGCGGUGGGGGAGUCGAAGCAGUCGCUGGCGCUGCCGCUCACGUUCAAGCGACAAGAUUCGAGCAUGACGCAGUAUACCAUCGACUGGGGGGACAACCGGCGCGUGAUCCUCAAAGGCGAGGACGCAGAUCUACGAGCCGUCACUACCGAAGCCUGGCUGCGUGCGAAGACGACUCUAGAAGGCUACCUCGAGGCAAUGUCCAAGCUCAUCGUCUACAUGGUGGCUUCUCUGAGCGGCAAUCUCUCCCAGGCGGGCGCCGUGGUGCUCAUGUCGCUUCUACUUGUCAGUGCAGGCCUUCUAGGCUUGAGCAACGCCCACGCGACGAGCAUGCAGAUGCACGGCCGGCGCGUCGGGCGGUUAAAGGUGGAAAAGGUCAAGAUUGCGCCGCUGGACCCGGGCAUGGCGGUGUCUGGGCAGGUAGAUACGACGGCGGACGGGAUGCCUGUUCACAUUGUGCCGGUGGUCAGUAACUGA
This is a messenger RNA of Trichoderma breve, 1179 nucleotides long. RefSeq lists its product as uncharacterized. NCBI's taxonomy places the organism in Eukaryota, Fungi, Ascomycota, Sordariomycetes, Hypocreales, Hypocreaceae. The transcript is spliced from 2 exons. The record is from RefSeq and is a predicted model, not a curated record. Bases 1 to 1179 code for a protein of 392 amino acids.